Molecule: messenger RNA, 1041 nt
Organism: Hypomesus transpacificus
Lineage: Eukaryota; Metazoa; Chordata; Actinopteri; Osmeriformes; Osmeridae
Product: proline-rich protein 2-like
Exons: 3
Coding region: 1-1041 (346 amino acids)
Source: RefSeq, a predicted model, not a curated record
AUGUCGUCACUGCCCCAGAACCCUGUGCCCCCCACCCAGACCUCCUGGAGGACCAGACACCCAGACCUCCUGGAGGACCAGACACCCAGACCUCCUGGAGGACCAGACACCCAGACCUCCUGGAGGACCAGACACCCAGACCUCCUGGAGGACCAGACACACUGGCAGCAUCACAGGCCGCUCCGGGCGGGCAGCAGCCUGGCGGGCCAGAUACCCCGGGGCUCCCAAGACGCUGGGGCUCCCAACCCCCUGGGGCUCCCAACCCCCUGGGGCUCCCAACCCCCUGAGGCUCCCAACCCCCUGGGGCUCCCAACCCCCUGGGGCUCCCAACCCCCUGGGGCUCCCAACACCCUGGGGCUCCCAACCCCCUGGGGCUCCCAACACCCAGAGACUCCCAACACCCUGGGACUCCCAACACCCUGGGGCUCCCAACCCCCUGGGGCUCCCAACACCCAGAGACUCCCAACACCCUGGGACUCCCAACACCCUGGGGCUCCCAACACCCUGGGGCUCCCAACCCCCUGGGGCUCCCAACCCCCUGGGGCUCCCAACACCCAGAGACUCCCAACACCCUGGGACUCCCAACCCCCUGGGGCUCCCAACACCCUGGGGCUCCCAACCCCCUGGGGCUCCCAACACCCUGGGGCUCCCAACACCCUGGGGCUCCCAACCCCCUGGGGCUCCCAACACCCAGAGACUCCCAACACCCUGGGACUCCCAACACCCUGGGGCUCCCAACACCCCGGGGCUCCCAACACCCAGAGACUCCCAACCCCCUGGGGCUCCCAACACCCCGGGGCUCCCAACACCCAGAGACUCCCAACACCCUGGGGCUCCCAACACCCAGAGACUCCCAACACCCUGAGGCUCCCAACCCCCCGGGGCUCCCAACCCCCCGGGGCUCCCAACCCCCUGGGGCUCCCAACCCCCAGAGACUCCCAACACCCUGGGGCUCCCAACACCCUGGGGCUCCCAACACCCUGGGGCUCCCAACCCCCCGGGGCUCCCAACCCCCAGGGGCCCGCCCUUGCUGUGGCCUAA